This is a messenger RNA of Staurois parvus, 735 nucleotides long. The record is from the annotation of a GenBank genome assembly. Lineage: Eukaryota; Metazoa; Chordata; Amphibia; Anura; Ranidae.
AUGUUUUUCCAGCUGCUAUUUUCCUUCAUAAGCCCUACCAUCUCCUCCAGAUGUUGCGGCACCUACAAACAGCUUACCGGGGCAAAACAGUGUGAUUGGGACUCCAGGGUUGUCUCCACAGUGCAUGCAUUGAUUGUUGGAUCUUUUUGUCUCUACAUAUUAGCUUACGAUGAUGCAGUGAACCUGGACCCCAUAUGGGGUGAUCCUUUUCAGGUGAAAAUGAAUGUUGCAAUCACUUGUGGCUACCUCGUUUAUGAUUUGUUGCUUUUUGCUCGCUAUUGGAAGGAAAUGAGAGACCCUUAUAUGGUCUGCCACCACUUUGCAGUGAUCUACGCAUACGGAUAUGUGCUGAACCGAGGAGUGCUGCCAUAUUUUGCCAAUUUUCGGUUGAUAUCUGAACUUUCAACGCCCUUUGUAAAUCUGAGGUGGUUCUUCGAUGCUGUUGGACUGCCACGUUCCUCCCAGCCCGUCCUGAUCAAUGGCUUGGCAAUGGCCGUGGUCUUCUUCAUUGUCCGAAUUGCCGUCAUUCCCAGCUAUUACUCACAAGUCUUUGCCACGUUUGGCACGGAAGGUUACAUCAGGCUGGGCAUUGGCCCACAAGUGGCGUGGAUUGUCUCCUGUGUCAUCUUGGACAUUCUCAAUGUCUUCUGGAUGUAUAAAAUCGCAGCUGGAUUUUACCGGGUAGUGACAAAAGGCAAACCUGGAGGCAAGCCUAAAAGAAACCAUGCAGAAUGA